AUGCCAGCGACGAAGCGCGACGACGAGUACGACGAGUACGACGACUUUGGCCUCCCGGUCAGGACGCGCAGGCCGAGGACGCCCGUGCCGGACAGCGACGACGACGACGCCGACGAGUUCAGGGAUGCUGUGGCGCAGACCAAGGAUGCCGAGGCGGACAUGUCCAGCGCGAGUCCGGGCGACGGCGCGGCGAAGGCGGUCGAGAGCAUUGUGGAGCACGUGAAGGAGAGGGAGAGGGAGAGGGAGAGGGCUGAGGCGGGUGGCAGUGGCAGUGGCAGUGGCAGUGGCAGUGUGCUGCAUGCCUCGCCGAGCGUCAAUGGGCUGAGCACCGCGCCAGAGGAGACUAAGCCGGACGCUCCACCCAACGCCUCCACUCCGGCUGCCCGUACAAGCCUCGAGAAACCCGGGCCGCCGCUCCAGAAACAGUCGGCCGUCAACGAAUACUCGCACCAGAACAUCCUUGCACAACCCAACCCAGCUCCAUCAGCAGCAGAAGACGACGACGGAGGCUGGCAGACGAUGCCGGCAUAUGCCCAGUACGACAUGUACGACGACGACAACCGCCUCAUUGCCAAGGAGAACCCCGAAGAGCUGGAGGACAUGCACGGCUACGCCAACGUCGGCGGCGCUGCAAAGGGCUACACUCGAGUCAUUGUCGAUGACGACGCCGACUCGCAGACGAGCAUGGACGACAACACCGCCUAUCUCUUCAAGGAAAAGACCACCGCCCUGCACGACGACGACGACGCCAUCCGCGACCCGCUCAUGCAGAUGCAGGCCACCAAGAACCUCCUCACCGAAGGCCAGCGCGUCGCCUACGUCGGCCUCGUGCGCCUCGCCAUGAUUGAGAUGGAGCGCAAGUUCGACACCAUCAUCGAGAAGAAGAGCCGCCAGGUCAAAAAGGCCCUCGACAUGUACACCGAGGGCACCAAGAUGUGGUCGCAGAAGAUGAUGGUCAGGCUGUACGGCCACAUGGACAUCAACACGUCGGAGCAGGUCAUGAUCGAGCAGCUGACGGACCACGGCGUCAUCCCUGCUGACCUCACGCCCGCGCUGAUGCACAACGCCCGCGUGAAGAACCCGGCCGCCGAGACCGACGACGACAAGACCGACGACACCUCCGCGCCGCCGUCCGUCUCCUCGCCACGGCCAGACGCGCAGGCUGAAAAGUCUUCUUCGGCCAGCCUUCACGACUCCUCGCCGCCCCCUCCACCUUACGAAGCGCACGAAGACGACGGCUACGAAUACCCCGAGCCCAAGACGCCGUCGCAGCUGCUCGAGAGCAAGAACCUCGACAUUGACCUCCGCUGGACGGUUCUGUGCGAUCUCUUCCUCCUGCUGGUCGCCGACUCCAUCUACGACUCGCGGUCGAGAGAGCUGUUCGAGGUUGUCGGCAAGCACCUCAGCGUCGACUGGCUCGAGAUCUGCCGCUUCGAGAAGCGCGUCACAGACGCACUCGAGAUGCAGGAAGAAGCCAACAAGGAAAACUGGAACGAAGACGAGCACAUGGAGUCGCGCAGGAAACGAGCGCUGCGCAAGCGCUUGGCCUUUAUGGGCCUUGCCACUGUCGGCGGCGGUCUGGUCAUUGGCUUGUCAGCUGGUCUGCUUGCUCCCGUUAUUGGUGCCGGUCUGGCUGCGGGCUUCACGACCAUCGGUGUGGCGGGCACUAGCGGUUUCCUUGCUGGUGCAGGUGGAACGGCCGUCAUCACCAGUAUUGCUGUCACCACCGGUGGCACGGUUGGCGUCCGCGCCAUGAACAGACGAACAGGCGCGGUCAAGACGUUCGAGUAUCGGCCGCUGCACAACAACAAGAGAACGAAUCUCAUCAUCACGCUGGCGGGCUGGAUGAGCGGCAAGGCCGACGACGUCCGCCUGCCGUACAGCACUGUCGACCCUGUCAUGGGAGACAUCUACUCGGUCCUUUGGGAGCCGGAGAUGCUGAGGAGCAUGGGUGACACCAUCAACAUCCUUGCAACAGAGGCACUCACUCAAGGCCUCCAACAGGUCCUGGGCAGCACGCUCCUGACCGCGCUCAUGUCUGCCAUGACGCUCCCUCUCGCCCUCACAAAGCUCUCCUACCUCAUCGACAACCCUUGGUCUGUCUCUCAGGCGCGCGCUGACAUGGCUGGUCUCAUUCUUGCAGACUCGAUCAUCGACCGCAACCUCGGAACAAGGCCGAUCACCCUCGUCGGCUUCUCGCUCGGUGCUCGAGUCAUCUACGCCGCGUUGAAAGAGCUUCAAACCCGCGGCGCGUUCGGCUUGGUGCAGAACGUGUACGUGUUUGGCACACCGGUUGUCGCCAACACCGAGGAGUACAUCAAGAUCCGAAGCGUGGUGCCUGGGCGAUUCGUCAAUGGGUAUGCCACCAACGACUGGAUUUUGGGCUAUCUCUUCCGCGCGACCGGUGGAGGCGUCGCCCGCGUCGCAGGACUCGCACCUGUAGAGCUCCCUACGAUUGAAAACAUGAACGUCACCGAGUGGGUGCCCGGCCACAUGGCCUACCGCACAGCGAUCCCGAAGCUGCUCCGCGAAGCAGGCUGGCUCGUCGAGUCGGACGAGUUCGUCGAGAUUGAAGAUCCCGACCCAGAGAACCACGAGCAGCGGCAACGCGAGCUGAUCAGCGAGAUUGAAGAAGCCCGCCGCGAGCUCGAGAAGAAGAACGCCGAGAAGGAGAAGAAAGGCGUCAAGCUCUCCUGGUGGCGCAAGAAGAAAGGCGACAAGAAAGACUGGGAGGUCUACGACAAGAACUCGCAAGCCCAGGCGCCCAUUGACAAGACCGCCGACACAGCGACCAUCGCCGAGAACCCCGUCAUGUUCGACAUCGACGCGAUCCGCAAGGAAAUCGCCGCCCUCGCCGCCGAAUCCGCCGCAGACAAACCCUACAACGGCUACGAACCCGACGCCUUCGAGAUCAAGGAGAUCAAGUCCACCCUCCCCCCCAUGAAGAUAGACAUCUCCGCCGCUUCUGGCGCAGCCCCACACACCGGCCUGCGCCAGACGCAGAGCUUCAACGACAGCCUCGGCGCCGCACCUACAACGAGCAAGGCGCACAGCACAGGCAACCUGACGCCCGCACCCGUCCGCCUGCCGCCCGGCAGCCAGCUGAGCAACGGCACAAGCGGCACAAAGGACUACGACGAGUACGACGAGUUCGACGACCCGGGCGCAGGAAGCAUGAGCAUGACAUUCGACACUUCGUUCCGCGACCCGCCGCCCUCGAGACAAACACAGCCCGCGUCGCCGGACACGCUGACAAACGCGUGGAAGUCGGACUCCCCCUCGCAGCCGCAGCCGCACACGAGCUCACGCGCCCCCGAUUCGCCCCCGGCCCACACGCAGCCGGGUCGCACCGGCACGUGGGACUCCCCCCCUCCGCCGACGGUGAGCUGGGACGCCCAGGCCAACGACGCGCCGGGGCGGCCGCCGCUGCGCAGCGCGCACACGACGCCCGUGGGGUUCAACGCCUGGGCGGACGACGAGGACGAAUUUGGCGAGAAGGAGGUCAAGAUGAGUUUCAUGUAG
Didymella exigua CBS 183.55 is the source of this 3522-nucleotide messenger RNA. Its product is annotated as DUF726-domain-containing protein. The transcript is spliced from 5 exons. The coding region runs from base 1 to 3522 and encodes 1173 amino acids. The record is from RefSeq and is a predicted model, not a curated record. NCBI's taxonomy places the organism in Eukaryota, Fungi, Ascomycota, Dothideomycetes, Pleosporales, Didymellaceae.